This is a messenger RNA of Closterium sp. NIES-65, 573 nucleotides long. The record is from the annotation of a GenBank genome assembly. NCBI's taxonomy places the organism in Eukaryota, Viridiplantae, Streptophyta, Zygnematophyceae, Desmidiales, Closteriaceae.
AUGGAACCCCCCCACAUGCCCUCCCCCAUCGCACCCGUCGUCCCGCUCGCUGCGCCACCGUCCCCGCCCAGCCCGUCGCUCCCCGUGUCCCCGCUCCUGGUGGUGGCGAUGGGGCUGCCAGGCGCGGGCAAGAGCACGCUGUGCGCCGCCCUCGCGCAACUUGCGCGGCAGGCAGGCGCGCAUACGACCCUCGUGUCGUUCGACAGCUAUGCGCGUGGCGGAGGCAACGAGGGGAGCGUGGGGCAGGAGGGGAGUGCGGAGGAGCAGGGGAGUGAGGUGGAGGAGGGGAGUGUGGGGGAGGAGGGGAGUGCGGAGGAGCAGGGGAGUGUGGUGGAGGAGGGGAGUGCGGAGGAGCAGGGGAGUGUGGUGGAUGAGGGGAGUGUGGUGGAGGAGGGGAGUGUGGUGGAGGAGGGGAGUGUGGGGGAGAAGGGGAGUGUGGUGGAGGGGAGUGUGGUGGAGGAGGGGAGUGUGGGGGAGGAAGGGAAUGUGGGCGGUGUUGCAGUUCCUGACACGUGUGCUGCUGCUUUCAGUCAUGAUGAGUGGAAGGUGAGGAUUGCUGACGUGGACAACUGA